UGCUCCCGCCGCCGCCGCCUCUGCGAGUGCGAGAGGCACAGAGCAGAGCAGCGUCCAGCGCGCUAGAGCGGGAGGCGGCGGGCUCUGGCUGGCCCACGCUCCGCCGCGGCACCCCCAGCCUCUGCGCCUCAGCGCAGCCCCUCGCCUCCCGGGCGGCAGCGGCUGCUGCUGCUCAACGCUUUGCUUGGCUCCUUCUUCGCCUGGGCGCUUGGGUCGUGCCGGCUGCUGCCUAGAGUCACCUCCAGCUCCCCCUGGUUGCGGGAGGGAGGCUCCAGGGGCUGUACCGCCUGCCUCCUCCUGGCGCCUCGGUUGGGGCUUUGCAGACCGGACUGAGCGGCCCUGCUUGGGAGGGCAGCGGAGAGAGAGAGGGCAAGACUGGCAGCGGCCCCUCGUCCCGUCCCAGGAGGAGCUGCAUGCAGCAGGUCUAGGGGAAGUGGAAGCAGCACAGGCAUGUUCCUGGAGUGCACCUGGAGACUAUACCGUCUAUAAAGCUUGCUGAAGAUAGACAUAUGUGCUGCAAUGGUGACAUAAAUUAUUAAGCAGGACUGGAACAAGUUGUUGAAAAGUUUUUUUUUUUUUUUUUUUAAUGCUGCUGCUGUUGGAAGCAAUCUAAGGCAAGUAUACAACAUGAGUUUUAUCAUGAAACUUCACAGACAUUUUCAAAGAACAGUUAUCUUGCUUGCCACUUUUUGUAUGGUAAGCAUUGUUAUUUCUGCUUACUAUUUGUAUAAUGGCUACAAACAGGAAAAUGAACUUUCUGAGAUCGCUUCAGAAUUGGAAUGUGGUGAUCUUCAGCUGUUGCCAUACAAGUUAAUGGAGCUGAAGACAGUGAAGCCCGUUGAUCCCAUGCGGACUGAUCCCGUAGUGCUGGUGUUUGUGGAAAGCCAGUACUCAACACUCGGUCAAGAUAUAAUAACAAUUCUAGAAUCCAGCAGAUUUCAGUAUCACAUAGAGAUUGCUCCUGGGAAAGGUGAUCUUCCAGUGCUUAUAGACAAAAAUAAAGGCAAAUAUGUUCUCAUUGUGUAUGAAAAUAUUUUAAAGUAUGUGAAUAUGGACUCAUGGAACAAAGGCCUUCUAGAUAAAUACUGUAUUGAAUAUGGUGUGAGUGUCAUUGGAUUCCAUAAGGGCAGCGAGAACAGCUUGCAGAGCAUUCAGUUUAAGGGCUUUCCUUUCCAUGUUCAUGGCAAUCUGGGUGUUAAGGACUGUUGUGUUAACCCUCAUUCCCCAUUGCUUCAUGUAACUAAAUCCUCUAAGCUUGAUAAAGGUCCCUUGCCUGGAAAUGACUGGACAGUUUUCCAGAUUAAUCAUUCAGCCUAUCAGCCAGUGAUAUUUGCAAAAAUAAAGACUACAGAAAACCUCCCACUACCCAUCACUAAAAAUGCUCUCCAUGCCACAGUAGUUCAUGACCUGGGGCUUCAUGAUGGGAUUCAGAGAGUCCUCUUCGGCAACAACUUGAACUUUUGGCUGCACAAGCUGAUCUUUAUAGAUGCCGUUUCUUUCCUGUCUGGGAAAAAGCUCACAUUGUCCUUGGAUAGGUACAUUCUUGUUGACAUAGAUGACAUCUUUGUUGGGAAGGAAGGAACAAGGAUGAAUGUCAAUGAUGUGCAGGCCCUGCUUGAUACGCAGAAUCUUUUGAGAGCUCAGAUUACAAAUUUUACUUUCAACCUGGGAUUUUCAGGGAAAUUUUACCACACAGGAACUGAAGAGGAGGAUGAAGGUGAUGACUUGUUGUUGGGGUCUGUGGAUGAGUUCUGGUGGUUUCCCCAUAUGUGGAGUCACAUGCAGCCUCAUCUCUUCCAUAAUGAAUCGUCACUGGUGGAGCAGAUGAUUCUCAACAAAAAAUUUGCCUUAGGACUACGCAUUUGGGACUUAAGUGGUAUAUGGUCCUCUGCACGGAGAGUGAAUUUUAUCAGCAGAGUGGCAAUGGGCAUGGCCCUCAGCCCUACACAGGAACAUGGCAUUCCAACUGACAUGGGCUAUGCGGUAGCUCCGCACCACUCCGGGGUUUACCCUGUCCAUGUUCAGCUUUAUGAGGCCUGGAAAAAGGUCUGGAAUAUCAAAAUCACCAGCACAGAAGAGUAUCCACAUCUAAAACCUGCACGGUACAGGCGGGGCUUCAUCCACAAAAAUAUCAUGGUCCUUCCUAGGCAAACCUGUGGUCUGUUCACUCAUACAAUUUUCUAUAAGGAGUAUCCUGGAGGUCCAAAAGAACUAGACAAGAGUAUCCAGGGUGGGGAGUUGUUUUUCACAGUUGUUCUCAAUCCAAUCAGCAUCUUCAUGACCCAUUUGUCCAACUAUGGGAAUGAUCGCCUGGGGUUGUAUACCUUUGUGAAUCUAGCCAACUUUGUUCAGAGCUGGACCAACCUGAAACUGCAAACUCUGCCUCCAGUCCAGCUGGCUCACAAGUACUUUGAGCUCUUUCCUGAGCAGAAGGACCCUCUCUGGCAGAAUCCCUGUGAUGACAAGCGGCACAGAGAUAUCUGGUCUAAAGAAAAAACCUGUGAUCGAUUACCAAAAUUCCUGGUUAUAGGACCCCAGAAAACUGGUACCACAGCUUUGUAUUUGUUCCUGAUUAUGCAUCCUUCCAUCAUUAGUAACUCCCCCAGCCCAAAAACCUUUGAGGAGGUACAGUUCUUUAAUAGAAAUAACUACCACAGGGGGAUUGAUUGGUAUAUGGAUUUCUUCCCUGUACCAUCCAAUGUCAGCACUGACUUUCUCUUUGAAAAAAGUGCCAACUACUUCCAUUCCGAGGAAGCUCCCAAACGAGCAGCUUCCCUGAUCCCUAAGGCCAAGAUCAUCACCAUUCUCAUCGACCCAUCAGAUCGGGCAUACUCCUGGUAUCAGCAUCAGCGAUCUCAUGAAGACCCUGCAGCUCUAAAAUUUAGCUUCUAUCAGGUGAUCACAGCUGGACCUCGAGCCCCAUCAGAGCUUAGAUCUCUACAGAAGAGAUGUCUAGGACCUGGAUGGUAUGCCACCCAUAUAGAAAGAUGGCUAACUUAUUUCCCAACUUCUCAGUUGCUAAUUAUUGAUGGACAGCAGCUGAGAACUGACCCAGCUACCGUGAUGGAUGAAGUGCAGAAGUUUUUGGGAGUUUCUCCUCAUUAUAAUUACUCUGAAGCCCUAACGUUCGAUUCACAUAAAGGUUUCUGGUGUCAACUCCUGGAAGAAGGAAAAACCAAGUGUCUUGGAAAGAGCAAAGGCAGAAAAUACCCUCCUAUGGAUUCAGAGUGUAGGGCUUUUCUGUCAAGCUACUACAGAGAUCACAAUGUGGAACUGUCAAAACUCCUGCACAAAUUGGGACAACCCCUGCCAUCAUGGCUGAGACAGGAACUACAGAAAGUGAGAUAGCAUUGAGAGGAAGCUUCUUGAAAUCUCUCUUCCACACUUCAGUCAUCUUACCUAAAGCCUUCAAUAGCUACCAGAAGGCAGGUGUAAAAUAUACCUCUUCAAAAGAGAAUAAAAGAAUGAAGUUCUUUCCAUAUGCUGGCAUGUGGAUGGUGAAAAUGUUUGUGUCUCUUAGAACGCUGGAGGCCUGCAGGUUUUCUCUUCAGCAUUUCUGGGCCUGUGGAAUUGUUGUAAACUACUGUGCGCACAUGUGGAAGUCAAUAGUAACUGGUAUAAGCUUUAAAAGCAAAGCUACACAACUGUCCAAUUUCAUAGUAAAUAUUUACACUUUUAUAUUCGAACUUAGGAGUGUUGUGUCUCAUGUAAGUUUUGUAGCCCAUUGUUUGCCUGCUCAUGGUUUUUCAUACUUUUUGAUUAUUAUGUGUCUUAUACAAAACAAAAAACAAAACCCUGUAUAACACACAAUGGCCAGAUCUACUCCUGCCUUUGGAAUCUGCUUACCAAAUUUUGAACUUAAAAUAAAUGAACACAGUUGAGGAAUACAAACACAUGUUGCUUAGGUGUAAACAAUAGGAGAGAAUAUGUAUUGUGAGCCAAAUCCUGAAGCCACAGGCUAAAACACUGUAGCAAGAAAUGAUGUAAGAAAUAUGGCCCUGCGCUGUGAGGAGGAAACCAUAGUGUGCUGUGGAUCCCUUUCAAGUUCAGAAUCUAUGCUUUUAAAUACUGCACCUCCAUACACAGUCUGCUGAAACAGCAACACAAAGGAAUAUAGACUAUUCUGAACAGAGACGACUAUAUGUUUAAGAAGAAAUCUAAUUAGAUAUAUGAAGCACAAAGUUAAAAAAUAAAUUGACAUUGUAAUAAUCUGAGUGUUAAACUUAUAUGACUGUGAACCAAACCAUAGCAAUGCAAUGAACAAAUGACUUGAGUGGAUCUUUCAUACCUAGCUCCUGUGAGUUUCAAGUUAUGGGGCCUAGAUUCUGAUCUCACACUGCUGUAAAUGAGGAGUAACUCCAGUGAAAUCAGUAGACUUAUAUCAGCGAAAAACUGGUGUGAGAACAGAAACAGACCUAUAUUAAGAUUGCCUUAAUUUACAAUAUAUCUUGUCCUGGUUUUUGGUGUGUUGAAUUUUAUGUAUUUAUUUGAUGUGUGUUUCCCAAAACUCCUCUUAUACUGACUGAAAAGCGGUGGCAUCUCUCAAUGCCUUCCAAUUUAAUACAUGCAAGUUGCAAAAACAUACUUCUUUCCCCAGGGAGAUAUAUUUUUUAAAAGUUUUGUAAUUAAAUAAAUGAGUAAGUUAAAUAAAAAUUAAUACAGUGUGCAGUCAUGAUAUAGAAUUAGGUUUCAGUACUGCAAACACUUAAGUUAUAUGUUUAAGUUUACACAGUGUGAGUACUCUCAGUUAAACAGCACGCCUACUUAAACAUGUGAGACCAGGGCAUAAUUGUUAAUGCUUCAAAAAAUUAGGAAAGAGAUCAUUAAAAAUAUGAGCCAAAUUUAGCUCUCAUGUCACUCCACUGAAAUAUGGCUCAAUGUGUUUUAAAAAUGCCCGACAGCUAAUGAAUAAAUACCCAAAGUCAAAAAAUGGGCAUGAUAGGUUACCCCUGCUCCCUAUAUAUACUAUUGUUCCAAAUUUGAUGCUUGGUUCUGUAACUACAUUCCCAAUAUUUGCUUUAAAAUGGGCAGUUAAAAAGUACAUCAAAUGAUGGAAAGCUUUUCUAUGUUUGUCAUAAACCAUACAAUUUAAUUUUUAUGGUAAUGGGAUGGAAACCAGUUUAUUGUUCACUAAAUAGAAAACAGAUGUUGAGAUCCUAACUUGUAACUUUUUUUACUCAUGGACUUUGUCUUUGUAAUACAUAAUUUUGAUAGGCCUGUAAAGAAAAAUAUCUAGGCAAAUUUCCUGUGUAUAAAGAUAUACAUUACUCAGCACAUUAUUGCAUAAAGGAGUAUGCAU
Messenger RNA from Mauremys reevesii (Reeves's turtle), 5299 nucleotides. Its product is annotated as bifunctional heparan sulfate N-deacetylase/N-sulfotransferase 3. NCBI's taxonomy places the organism in Eukaryota, Metazoa, Chordata, Testudines, Geoemydidae. Bases 628 to 3348 code for a protein of 906 amino acids. The transcript is spliced from 15 exons. Gene Ontology annotation, cellular component: Golgi apparatus. Gene Ontology annotation, molecular function: deacetylase activity; heparan sulfate N-sulfotransferase activity. The record is from RefSeq and is a predicted model, not a curated record.